AUGGCCUCCAAAGCAAAGUACAGCCAGGCUCCUCAGGAAGACCCGGAGGACUACACCUCCGCCCCCCCAGCCUACGGAGCCGCGGCUGGCUCGUCGUCUCGCGAUGAGACACAGGCCAUGUUCGGCGAGCCCCGGUCCAGCGACGACAACAUCCCCGAUGACUUCAAGUUCGGAGGCUCGGUAGCAGAGGCGACCAUCGACAUCCGCAACCAGUUCGUGCGCAAGGUCUACACCAUCCUCACCUUCCAGAUCAUCGUUACCGCCGGCGUCAGCGCCAUCUCCUUCUUCAGUGAGGGUUACAAGAAAUGGAUCCAGUCCCACCAGGCUGUUGUCUGGAUUUCGCUCUUCGGUUCGAUGAUCUUCAUGGGCCUCACAUACUGGAAGCGCAAGUCCUACCCUACCAACCUGAUCUUCCUGUCCGGCUUCACCCUCCUCGAGGCCUACACCAUAUCCGUAAUCGUCUCGUUCUACAACAGCACCGUCGUCCUCAACGCCACCGUCAUCACCGCGGGUAUAUUCGUCUUCCUCACGUUAUUCGCCUGCCAGACAAAGUAUGACUUCACGUCGUGGAUGCCGUACCUGUUUGGUGCCGUCUGGGGUCUCGUCAUGUUCGGCUUCGUCGCCAUGUUCCUUCCCCACGACUCCACCACCCAGCUCAUCUACGGCGGCCUCGCUGCUCUCAUCUUCAGUGCCUAUAUCCUCGUCGACACUCAGCUCAUCAUGCGCCAUCACCAUGUCGAGGAGGAGAUCGCCGCUGCCAUCAGCCUCUACCUCGACGUCAUCAACCUGUUCCUUGCUAUCCUCCGAAUCUUGAACAGCCAGUCCAACAACUAA
Molecule: messenger RNA, 834 nt
Organism: Clonostachys byssicola
Lineage: Eukaryota; Fungi; Ascomycota; Sordariomycetes; Hypocreales; Bionectriaceae
Source: the annotation of a GenBank genome assembly